AUGGAGGAUGAGGACAAGAUGGAGGAUGAGGCAAGUUGGAAGACGGAGGACAAGAUGGAAGAUAAGAUGGAGGACGGGAAGAGAUGGAGGACAGAGGACAAGAUGGAGGAUGAGACAAGAUGGAGGGCGUGGACGGGGUGGAGGGAACCCGUGUCCGUGGAAGACGUGUCCGUGGUCUUCAGUCACGGAGAGUGGGCCCUGCUGAACGGGGCUCAGAAACAACUGUACCACGAUGUCAUGCGGGAAACCCUGAAAAACCUCCAGACGAUAGGACAGAGGCCCCGUGUCCAUUGGGAAGGCAUGGACUCCCUGCCUGGCAUCCACAUGCAGGAGAGGCCUCACACGUGUGUGGAGUGCGGGAAGGCGUUCGGGGGGCCCUCGCACCUCCGUGUGCACGAGCGCACGCACACGGGCGAGCGGCCGUUCCCCUGCCCGCAGUGCGGCCGGGCUUUCUCCAGCCACUCCUCACUUGUCCGGCACGCGAGAAUCCACACUGGAGAGAGGCCUUACUUGUGCACACUGUGCGGGAAGGGGUUUGCCUACCGCUCGGCGCUCAACAAACACACCAGGGUUCACGCCAGGCAGAAGCCAUCCGGGCAUCGUGGGGGACCCUCGGGUCAGGGGGGACCCUCGGGUCUGGCACAGCCAGUGGGGAGGCCGUAUACCUGCCCAGAGUGUGGCAAGGCCUUUGGCGUGCCCUCACACCUGAGCGUUCACCUGCGUACACACACCGGUGAGCGUCCGUACGCAUGCCAGGAGUGUGGGAAAACCUUCAGCGUGGCCUCCAACCUCACGGUGCACAUGCGCACGCACACGGGUGAGCGGCCGCACGCGUGUCCCGAGUGUGGCAAGACCUUCAGUGUGGCCUCCAAGCUCCACGUGCACCGGCGCUCGCACACGGGCGAGAGGCCCUACCUCUGUCCACCCUGCGGGAAGACGUUCACCAACUGCUCAGCCUUCACGGCCCACAUGCGCACUCAUGCGCCGGACAGGCCGCACGCAUGUCCCGAGUGUGGGAAAGCCUUCCUGCUGCCCUCAAGGCUGGCCUCUCACCUCCGUACGCACGCGGGAGGACAGAGACCGGACACGGGGGGACAGAGGCCUCACAUGGGGUCACAGAGGCCGCAGACGGGGGGACAGAGGCCGGACACAGGAGGACAGAGGCCGUACGGGUGCGAGGCCUGUGGACAGGCAUUCACGCAGGCCUCUGACCUCCACACACACGCGUGCACACAUUCCACACCCAGGCCUUAUCGGUGCACAGAAUGUGGGAAAGCCUUCAACGAGCCCUCCAACCUCACUGUGCACCUGCGCACACACACCGGAGAGACCCCUUUCACAUGUCCCCACUGCCAAAAAGGGUUUUUCUUCCGCGCGGCCCUGGCCAGGCACAUGAGGACUCAUGCCGGAGAAAACCCUCUAGAAUGCAAGGUUUGUGGCAAAGCCUUUAGCAAGUUAUCAGGUCUCAAGCGACAUGUCACGAUUCAUCAGAAGCACAGGCUACAGCCCUGA
Molecule: messenger RNA, 1512 nt
Organism: Elephantulus edwardii (Cape elephant shrew)
Lineage: Eukaryota; Metazoa; Chordata; Mammalia; Macroscelidea; Macroscelididae
Product: zinc finger protein 229-like
Exons: 3
Coding region: 1-1512 (503 amino acids)
Biological process (GO): negative regulation of transcription by RNA polymerase II
Molecular function (GO): DNA-binding transcription repressor activity, RNA polymerase II-specific
Source: RefSeq, a predicted model, not a curated record